UCUGGUGGCCGCAGCCAAGGACCGCAAGGCCAGGCUUGAGGACGCGAGAAACCUGUACCAGUUCUUGGAGGACCAUGAUGAGGAAGAAGGCUGGGUGACAGAGAAGCAGCGCAUCUGCCGCGCGGACGUCGCAGCGAAGGAUUUGCGCGCAGUGCUCGCGCUGCGACACAAACACGCGGCGUUGCGACACGAAAUCAGGGCGAGAGACCAUGUGGCGCAGAGACACCGCGCCAAGGGACAGAGCCUGAUCGACGCCAAGCAUCCCAAGAGCGCCGAGAUCGAGCGCCGGCUGUCCUCGCUGCAGCAGCAGUGGGCCACGCUCAAGGAACUGGACGACGCGCGCGACAAGCAGCUGGCAGACGCGGCCGAGGCGCACCAGUUCUACGGCGAUGCCAACGAAGCCGAAUCCUGGAUGAAGGAAAAGCGAGCGCUGGUUGCGACCGAAGACUGCGGCCGCGACGCUCACGAAGCCGCUGCCUUGUUAGCUCGCCAGAGGGCGCUGCAUGACGAGCUCAGAGCUCACGCGGCUGAGCUAGCAGCAUUGGAAGCUAAUGCUGAAAGAUUGACUGCUAGAGGGAUACAUACACUACAGAGAGCGCUGCAUGACGAGCUCAGACCUCACGCGGCUGAGCUAGCAGCCUUAGAAGCGAAUGCUGAGAGAUUGACCGCUAGAUGGAUACACACGCUACAGCUCCCCACAGAAGUCGAGUCAGCAGCGGCUUUAGAAGAGGAAGAAUGGGUCAAGGAAUCCCGGCUGGUGCCGACAGAAGUUUGGGAGGAGGAGCCCGUGGAAAGACUGGAACAUCGCACUGUUACCGAGGAGCGCAGCGUGCCGCAGGUCAAGGCCCUCUACGCUUUCACCGGACAAGGCAUUUCGAUGCAGAAGGGCGAGGUGAUGUUCCUGAUCAACAAGACCAAUCCGGACUGGUGGUCGGUGCGGAAAGCUGACAGGACCGAUGGCUUUGUCCCCGCUAAUUAUGUGCGAGAGAUCGAGCCGAGGGUUGUGCCGGUGCAAGUUCGCCGCCCAGAGAAAGUCCGUACUGUCCAGCGCGUGAAGAAGACGGUCCUAGUGAAGCAGGUAGUGCCAGUGCGUCGUCCGCGGCCGCACGCCCGCCGCGCGUCCCGCGCCGCCCCCGCCCGUCUGCCCACCGUUGAAGACAGGCGAGCGGCUAUCAAGAAAGAUUACGAGGAGCUCCUCCAACUCUCGGAGGCUCGCCGGGCCCAACUAGAAGACGCAAUCCAGCUGUACGGCUUCUUCGCGGAGUGCGACGACUUCGACAAGUGGAUGAAGGAACGCGAGCGGAUGCUGCGGACUGAUGACGCGGGAGACAGCGUGGACACGGCUAAGAGGAAGUACGAGAAAUUCGUCACGGACCUGUCAGCGGCCUCCAAGCGCCUCGAACACAUCGACGCAGCAGCAGAACAGCUGGUGGCCGCCAAGCACAGCCAGGCCGGCAAGGCGACCGCCAGGAGGCAGCAGCUGAAGCAGCAGUGGGACCGGCUGCUGCGGCUCAAGCAGCAGAAGGAGAAGAGCUUGGAAGGCGCUUCCAGCGUGGAACUCUUCGGCCGCACCUGCGAUGAGGCCCUCGACUGGAUGGCCGAGAAGGAACAGCAGCUGGCAGCCAGCAACGCGCCGCCUUCCGACCUGCGCACAGUGCAGGCCUUGCAGCGACGCCACGCACAGCUGGAGAGGGAGUUGGAGCCGCUGAGGGAGAAGGUGUCUACUGUCAACCUGCUGGCCACUGACGUCAAGAGCCAAUACCCCAACGAGCGGGCGAACGUGGAAGCGCGCCAGCAAGAGAUCAAGGCGGUAUGGGAGCGGUGCCAGGCGCAGGCCGCCGAGCGACGCUCCCGGCUGGAAAGCGCCGUGGGACACCAGAUCUUUGGCAGGAGCAGCCAGAUGCUGCAGGAUUGGCUGCAGAAUGUGCACGAGCAGCUGUCAUCCGAAGCAUCGGCUAAGGACGUGGCGACGGCGGAAGCGCUGCACAAGAGACACCAGGAGCUUGGCGAUGACAUCAAGGCGCACGAGGAUGAGUUCAAAGAGGUGAUCGGGCUGGGCAAGCAGCUGGUCGGCAACAACCCGUCGCUGACCGACGUCGCCGACAAGAUCAACCAUCUGCACGACGAACAGAAGGCCGUCGAGAAACACUGGGCGGAGAAAGACGCGCGUCUAAAGCAGCUGGUGCAACUAGCAAGUUUCAACCGCGAGGCCGACCACAUCGACGCGGCCAGCGGCGCGCACCUGGCCUGCCUCGACUACCGUCAUACUGGGUCGUCUGUGGACGAAGCAGAGGCGCUUCUCAAGAGACACGAAGAAUUAGAGGCUCGUUUAGCGGCGCAGGACGAUCGCCUGGCUGCGCUCAAGCAAAGAGCCGCCAACUUACAGCGUGCACAACAUUAUGCUGCUGACCACAUCGUAGCGCGGCGCGAUGCAGUCGUGCAAAAGCGAGAUGCGGUGCGACACGCCGCGGCGGAUAGAAGGCGGGCGCUACUCGCCAGCUUGGCGCAUCAACAGUUCCUCGCAGCUGCAGAAGAACUCCAGAGUUGGAUCCAGGACAAAACUAAAACGGCGAAAGAUCAGAGCUACAGGGAUCUCGCCAACUUGGAGCGCAAGCUGCAAAAGCACGAGGCAUUCGAACGGGAACUGCAGGCCAACGAGAAACAGCUCAGGAAUGUUGAGAGCAUCGGUCAGUCCCUCCAGACAUCAGACCCGGCUCGCGCGGCGGAAGUAUCAGAACAACUGCAGGCGCUUCAGACAGCUUGGGAGCAGCUGGUCGCAGCAUCCCGCGAUAAGGGCAGCAAGCUGCGGCAAGCUGCGUUACAGAGACAGCACAGGCGGUGA
Ostrinia furnacalis (Asian corn borer) is the source of this 2842-nucleotide messenger RNA. RefSeq names its product spectrin alpha chain, non-erythrocytic 1-like. NCBI's taxonomy places the organism in Eukaryota, Metazoa, Arthropoda, Insecta, Lepidoptera, Crambidae. Gene Ontology annotation, molecular function: protein binding. The transcript has 22 exons. The record is from RefSeq and is a predicted model, not a curated record. The annotation marks the transcript as partial.